AUGGCUGAGCAGAGGGUGGACAAGACCAGCAGUCCGAGCAACCUCGUCAGCAUCUGGAGAAGGAAGAAGGAAGAAGAUGCAUUUGGUGACUAUGAGCGUCUUAAACAAGAAGGCACUGAGGUCAUCCUGGAUGUUGUCCAAGGUUUCAAACACCCGAACUACAACACCAAGACCAUAGACAAUGAUAUUGCCCUGCUGCGCCUACAGACCCCCGCUCCCACGACUGAGUACAUCGUCCCCAUUUGUCUGCCAGGACGCGAGAUGGCCGAGCGGGUGCUCCACCUGAACGGCACUAAGACUGUUGUCUCUGGCUGGGGCAAAGAGGACAUGAACAGCACUAAGCACAGCUCAGUGCUCAACGUUAUUGAAAUCCCAUUGGUCAGCCACAGCAUCUGUACUCAGCAGAUGUUCCCCCACACGAUCUCCAACAACGUCCUCUGUGCCGGUAUCCUUGGACAGAGGAAGGAUGCCUGUGAGGGUGACAGUGGGGGCCCGAUGGUCACUCUGUACCGGGACACCUGGUUCCUGGUUGGCCUGGUUUCCUGGGGUGAGGGCUGUGGACAGCUGGACAAACUGGGAAUCUACACAAAAGUGUCCAACUACAAUAAUUGGAUCAAUAGUGUGCGUGAAGAAUGGGACAGAGGCCAUCGCCCGGAAGGACGCCCACGCUUCUGA
Messenger RNA from Pundamilia nyererei, 675 nucleotides. RefSeq names its product protein C (inactivator of coagulation factors Va and VIIIa), a (gene proca). The record is from RefSeq and is a predicted model, not a curated record. Gene Ontology annotation, biological process: proteolysis. Lineage: Eukaryota; Metazoa; Chordata; Actinopteri; Cichliformes; Cichlidae. Gene Ontology annotation, molecular function: serine-type endopeptidase activity. The coding region runs from base 1 to 675 and encodes 224 amino acids. The transcript has 2 exons.